AAGUUCAUACCGAAGUUUAAAAAACAAAACACUAAAGCCAUUCUGGUUAUACCUGUAUGCAAAAAAUUCACUGCACCCAAAGUAUUUCAUAGUUAACCAACAGAAAAUUUUGUUUUCUUGAGUUAAUAUGUAUUAUUUUAGUUUUGCAUCAUGAACAUCAUGGUGAAAAGAUGUUCAUUGGUGUUCAAAUUAAUAAAUCAAUGUUUGAAUAUUAGUUUCUCUUUGAAUGAGUAGACAGUGAAGCUGAUUGAUCUCUGACUCACUUUCCUGUGAAACAAAGGUGUGACCUAAAAUUAAUUAAUUAUUGAUUUCUAACAGACGGAGAAAAUGACCUCAUCUAAUUUCUGCAUUUUGAUCACAUAAAUGUUCAGUUUUUGUCACCACAUACAUGUUUGCGUCUGCAGGUUUAUUUCAUUUAUAACGUCACAGUGUUUGUAAAAAGUCUGAGCUGUACAGCAGCUGCAUCACUACAGAUAUCAGUACUCAUAAAGAGUUCUGCACUCACUCUGCCCUCUGAUUGAAACUCUCCUUUUUCUCCAGGACAAGUAAUAUCUCACUGAAAGACAUCAUCUCCACAAGUGUGCUGAUCAGUUCAGGACCUCCUGCUGUCUACCAGCUCAGACCACAGAAACAGAAGUUUGGAACUCUGACGAGAAUGAGUGUUGGAGAAAGAAAUCAAUACAAGACAAACAGAACCAUCUUACUGGUGGGAGAAACAGGAGCAGGGAAAUCUACUCUGAUCAACGCUCUGCUCAACUACACCAUGGGAGUGAAGUGGGAGGAUAGAGUCUGGUUUAAGGUCGUGGAGGAGGAGAGAAGUAAGUCAGAAACUCAGACAUCAGAUGUGAUCGUGUACGAGAUCUUUGGUUUUGAAGAUAAAACUCUGCCCUACUCUCUGACCAUCAUCUAUACUCCUGGAUAUGGAGACACCAGAGGGACCGAACAUGAUGACAUCAUCAGUCAAAGAUUGUUGGACUUGUUUGGAUCAGAUGAUGGAGUUCAUGAAGUUCAUGCAGCGGGUUUGGUGUUGAAGGCGAGUGAUAAUCGACUGAGUGAGCGACUGAAGUACAUCCUUGAUUCAGUGAUGUCUCUGUUUGGAAAAAACAUGGAGAAAAACACUGUAGCUCUGAUCACACACUCAGAUGGAAGAAGGCCUAAAAACCCUCUUCAAGCUCUUGAAGCUGCAAACAUUAAAUGUGCCAAAAAUGAGAUGAAUGAGCCAGUUUACUUCCUGUUUAAUAACUGCCAGCUUGAAGAUGAGGAAGAAGAAUUUCUGAAACUAUAUUUUGAAGUAUCAGAGAGAGGAAUGAGAGAGUUCGCAACCUUCCUGAAAGAAACUACACCUUUGAAGCCAGAGGCAACUCCUGAAGUGUUAAAAGAAGGUAUCAGACUGACAGCCUGCAUCCAAAACCUGCAAGAAAGAAUCAGAUUCACUGAAGUGAAACAAAGAGAGAUGAAACAGACUCAGGAAGCUCUGGAGAAACAUGACAACAUGAUGACUGAAGAGGUCCCUCCAUUUGUUGUUCAGGUUUUUAAACAUAAAGAACCUAUCAGAGCAGAGACGUGUGGGCCGGGUUUUAAAGCAGCUGUCAGCUGUACAGACUGUGAGGAGAACUGUCACUAUCCUGGAUGCACGGUGCCCUUAAAUCACUGUGAGGUCUUUCAAGAUGGUCUCUGCACGUCAUGUAACAACAAGUGUCCUGCAUCAGUGCAUGUGAAAGAAAAGUGGAGACAUGUGACCAGGAUAAGGAGCGGUCAGAAGAACGAACCACCAACAAAAGAGAAGGAUGUUGAUUUACUUGGAAAGGAAAUGAACCGACUGACAGCAGAGAAGUCCCAGUUCCUGGAUGAGUCCUACCAACAUGUUGUCAGACUGGAGCAGAUCGCUCUGAAAGCUGAUUCAUUGUCCACUAUUGUCCACUUGGACUUCCUGAUUGAGAAGAUGAAGGAGGAAGGAGACACAGAGAAGGUCCAGAAACUGGAGGAGAUGAAAAGCAGGGUGGAUGAAAAAACCGAAAAAGCAGCACAUUGGUACAUGCAAAUACCAUCAGCUAUGAAAAACAUUGGUAGAUCCUGGCAUAAGUGAAACAUGUAAAGAAGCAUCAGGCAGCUGUGUAGAUGGCUUUUCCCCCUUGAUACUGCUGUAUGCUACAUAUUCAGAUGUACACCACAUGGGUUUUUGUUUUUGCUUACAGAUGGCAUAUUACUUUU
This is a messenger RNA of Oreochromis niloticus (Nile tilapia), 2211 nucleotides long. RefSeq lists its product as uncharacterized. NCBI's taxonomy places the organism in Eukaryota, Metazoa, Chordata, Actinopteri, Cichliformes, Cichlidae. The record is from RefSeq and is a predicted model, not a curated record. Gene Ontology annotation, molecular function: GTP binding. Bases 656 to 2086 code for a protein of 476 amino acids. The transcript is spliced from 2 exons.